CCAUCGCUUUUUGUGCCAGCUCUAAUAAACAUAUAUAUGUUUUAGGGCCGCGAUUGAAAAUGCGUGCCACAAAGGCCUAAACAAACUUGGAAAACACCGCGAAAAACGUCAGAAGCUAUAGUGCCGAUUCGCAUAUUGUUCGCCACCCCGGAAAAGUGUGAAAAUCGCAGAUAAUCAAAAGGGAGAGCAACCAAAGGAAAAGCAACAACAACGACUCGCCAUGGGCAGCAGAACUGAAAAUGUACACUUGACAUAAACUGUGAUUAUGAGUUCCACAAAAUCUCAAGUAGCCCUAGCUACGAAUAUUCCAACCAAUUUAUCCUCCGCCGCUUCUGCCUCAACAGCGGCCGCUGCGGCCGCCGUUGUUGUUGUUGCCAGUGCCAACGCCGCCGUUGCCUCAAGCGCCAACUCAUCGGGAGUGGGUUCAGGAUCGGGACCGGGACCGGGAUCGGGAGCAGGAGUAUCAGGACCAGUAGCCGCAGGCACAGCCACUGCCGUAGCAACAGGAUCAACAGUCACAGCAGCAACAUCCGUCGCGGCAACAACCUCCACUUCCGUUGCCACAAUCUCAACCAGCUGCAGCAGCAGCAGCAUCAACAACAUCAACAACAACUGCGGCGAGGAGUGCCAGUCGGCGGCCGGAUCCUCCAACUUGGGUCGACAGAACAGCUUCGGCAAUAGACGAGGCAACAUGAAGGGCAAACAUCUGACGCGCAGCCAUGCCAUGCGUGAGUCCACUUCGCCACCUCGCACGCCAACGCCGCGGGCUGCCUCCGAGCAGCAGCAACAGCAGCUCCAGGGGGAACAACACGAGCAUAACAAUAAUAACAAUAUCAACAGCAGCAGCAAAGCACAAUCAGCUGGAAGGGGCAACUCGCCGUUGAUGGAGACGCCAGCCGUGAUUGUCACUAGUCAGCAACCGCAACAGCAGCAGCAACAGCAGCAGCAACAGCAGCAGAGUGUGCCACCAAAGCCGCAGCAGAAUGUGCCACUCAGCAAUGAAGCGGAGUUCCCAAAGCUAUCGCCUCCAAAGAAAUCCGGCGGUCAGCACAAUCGCACCAACAGCAACGGCAGCGGCAUGGAGUUUAAUAACAAUAAUAACAGUAGUAACAAGAAAUUCGUCGUUGAUAUGAAGGCCAAUGGUUUGGACAACAAGCCACACAACAACUCGUCUACGGGUGUGAUCUUCAACUCCGGGAUGAACUACAAGGCGGCGGAGCGGCAUGAUCGUCACGAGCGCCACGAGAUGUCCAGCCAGAACAGCAAUCUGAGCAACAACCACGACGAGGAGCCGUAUCACUAUGAGCCCAGAGGUGGAGGAGGCGGCAAGAAGCAUCGUGCCAACACCAAUGCCAAAGGUAAUAAACCACGGUUGAAGAAUCUCGGUGGAAGCUCAUCUGGCAGCAUUGAUUUAGGAGGCGGCGGUGGAAACGGAAAUUGCAACAACAUGUCCAACAAUGGCCAAUCCAACAACUCGAGCAACAACACCUCGGGCUUUAUAUCGCGCGUCUUUCAUCAAUCAGAGAACUCGAGCGAGCAGUACACGGACUAUGGCGGGACCGAUCUACUGGUUUUCUUCCGGGACACCCUCAACAAGAACCCCAAGGAUCGCAAUAUCCUCUUGAAGAUUGAGAAGGACCUAAUAGACUUUGUCCAGGAAAAUAGUCGUGGCUGUGAGUACCGUUUUCCGCCAGCUUCCUCGUACAAUCGUAUGCUGAUCCAUCGCACUGCCGCAUUCUUCGGCAUGGAGCACAAUGUGGACACGGAGACGCAGCAGUGUGUGAUUGUGGCCGUGGCCAAGAACACUCGCAUACCGGAGAUCCGCUUCCAGUCGCUGGUGCGCGACGAUGCACGCAAGUCAAUUCUGAAGCGGGACACGCACAGCUUCGAUGAGGUGCGUCAGUCACCGUACUUGUGCCCUCUUUCUCUGGAUCGAAAGGCCAAGAGCUUCGAGGAGCGGGAAGAGGACUACGAUAGAGCGCGCAGCCGCAUCUUCAGUCGAACAGGGGGCAAUCAUGACGGUUACUCCGGAGGUGGUGGCGACGAGGAAUGCUACGGUGGUUGGGAGCAGCAGCAACAACAGCAGAAGCAGUCUCAGCCACCCAGACCCAAGAGGCCCAAUGGAAAGAUGUUGCAGAUGCAAAAUUCCACGGAAUCUCGCGAUGGCAUGCGAUCCGGUGGAGCCGUGCCCAAGUCGCACAACUUUGGCAACUACGGAGGUCCGCCCAGCUCAGGAGGUCCUGGCAACAAUUCCUUGCCUCGUGGCGACUCAACAAACUCGAUCAAAAGCGGACGCGGCGGCUUCGUCAAGCAGGACUCAACUGGCAGCACUCCAUGGCGCCUGUCUCCUUCCAGCAGUGGUUCCAUUUACCACUACGACCCGUCCAACCUGCCGCCCAACCAGGCGCUCCAGCACUCGGGCAAUCAAUACCAGUCACAGAACCAGGGCAACUCCUCAUCCGGCGGCUAUAACAACUAUCGCAAGUCGUCGCCACAUCAACAGCAACAGUCGCAGCAGCAGCAACAGUCACAGCAGCAUCAUCAGCAGCAAUUGCAGCAGCCACAGCAGCUGCAUCAGCAGUCAUCACAGCAAUAUGCCACCACUGAGCUGUCCUGCAGCUCCACCGAGAGCUAUGCGGAGGAGGAGGCGCAGUCCCCAGGAAUGGAGUGUUCUGAGGGAUACGAGAGCUACGAGCAGCAGUCGUUGCCUGUUCAGCAGCAGCUUUCCGGCAACGGGGAUUCGGCCAGCACCAAGGGAGAUGAUUGUGAUAGCCUGGCCAGUGCUACCGCCUGCCUCAGCAUCACCACCUCCACAUCCACAAAGAACUACGACCGCAUCGAGGUGCAGAAGUACAAGAACCAGGCCACUAGUCCGAACAUACCCGCCUGCUGCGCCGUGGGCGAAAAGCUUGAACUGGAGGCUGGCUUGCCGCAGGAGCAGGAACAGGAACCUAUGGCUGGACCCUCCUCUUCCGGUUCCGCCACCUCCUCGGUGGGCAUUACCGAGCUCCCAUCCAGCCAGACACCGCUCCCAAUGGUGAAUCAGGUGAACUGUGACCUCCAAUCGGUCUCGCCCAGCACCACGCCCUACAGCCAGUGCGAGGUGAAAACUCCUAGCCAGAACCAUGCACCCAGUGCCGCCGUCGAGGAGCCCAAGACCACCACCUGGACGUACACGCAGAGCUACCAGGCGCCAGACGGCUCUACCGUCUUUCACACUACCACUACGCCCAAUGGGGCUGCGCCCUACUGCGCCACCACAUAUCAGCAGGGGCCCGAUGGCAGCAUCUAUGCGGUUCCGCAGGGCAUGGUUUAUGCCGCCUACCCGCAACCAGGCGUAGGCACUGCCGGUGGUGCCUCUCAGCCGCUCUUCCAACUUACCACCAGCAGUCACCCGCCCGCUCAGACAAUUUUUGCAUCCCCGGAGGCAGGCGCAGAGAUUCCUGGAGGCACCUACAUGAUACCUGUCUUUGAUCCGGCUCAGCAGCCGCGUGAGGGACUCAUCCCGGCGCAGGCCAUAUACCAGACGGGGCCGGGCGGACCGGGAGCCACCACCGUGAUGCCAAUGGCGACGGCGGCUGCCUAUCCAACGGCCCAGUUCGCCACAGCGGCUCCAAAUGGCGCGCCGAUAUACCAGGCGCCGCUUAUCUACUCCAGUGAACCGGGAGGUGGAGCACAGCUGCAACAGCUUCCCAUGGCACCGUAUCCGAUUCAAUACUCUUACCCGUACUACCAUCCCAUCUCGUACUAUGUGCCCCAGCAGGCAGUGGCCGCCGCACCGAUGGUAGCCUCCCAGCCGCAGGUGGGUCAGGCUCCGAUGCAACAGCAGGCGCCGCACACGGGAGCUGGAACAACCACAGGUCCACCAACGGUGGUUUCAGUUUCAGGCCAACAACACCACCAGCCGCAUCAGCAGCACCAUCAGCAGCAGCAGCACUCGAGCAAUGGAUCCGUGGUCACAUCCAGUGCCUAUGGCACUCGGGUUAAGCGCACACCAGGCGGUGGCUCGAUCCACUACAACCCAAGCUACACACCAAGUUCUGUGGCUCAUGCCGGUGGUGCCCAUCAUCCGUCAGCGGGCUCUGCCCAGAUAAUCGCUGCGCCUGCGGCCAGCACAACCACAUAUCAUGCGCUGCCUACGCUGACGCUAGCCCACGGUGGUCCAGCGACUGGCACGGAUCUCAGUGGAGCGGGUGGUGCCCAUGUUUAUGCUCUCCCCGCCCAACACGCGCUGAUCCCAACGAAUAUCUUCCCUUAUGCAGCGGCGGCGGCGGCAGCCGCCGGAGGGCCAGGGGGUCCUCCAACGACUCCCCAGGUGGUGCAGCAGGCACCACCACCACCGCCACAGAGUGCUCCCCAUCAUGCUCUUAUCACAGCGGCUCCGUUUUAUCCUGCAAAUGGCGGUAACAUGGAUCAGGGUGCCUCUCAGUCGGCUCCUAGCACUCCAGCGGCUCCUGGAAGACAAGCGCCGUUGUUCAGCACACCACCGGCACCAAACAAUGGAAGCAGUGGCAGCAGCAGUGCGGGAGGCGGUGGAAACAGCGGUGGCUAUCACAGCAACAGCUCCACGCCGCACUACUACCAGGGCCAGAACAGCAACGAGGGUUACACCUCGCCUUAUGAGAAGAGAAAUCAUGGAGGUGGAGCCUCAGGAGCACACUCGGUGGGAGUGCGUAAGCCUUACCACCCAGGUGGCUACAACCCAAGACAUUCGGUACCACUAGGGGGCAUCCCCUCUGGAGCAAAGACUCCCUUGCUGAACUCCAACAACGAGCCCACGCCGCGUGCCUCUCCCAGCAGCGUAAGUCUGGGUGGUGCUUCUUCAUCCGGUGGGGCCAAUUCCUACCCACAUCGUGGGCCACCACCACACACGAUGGGUGUGAAACGAGAUAACAAGCCCAACCAACUGCCGCUGAUCAGUGGACCACCGCCUAGUUAUGCAGCUAACUCGAGCCCUGGAGUUUCCAGCUACGAGUCCAAGCCACCGGUGCGCCUAAAUGCCGGAGCUGCUAGUUUCCGGAGUCAGAAGUCCAUGAACCAGGACUACCGACGCAGUGUCUCCCAACGUAACUCGCCCAGCGCCAAUGGAGGUGGAAGUGGCAGCCACGAGAGCAGCAACAACUCGCCCAACAGUAUUGUGGGCAGCCAGAGCAACAGUGCUGCCAACACGCCCAACGCAGCAGCCCCACCACCACCGCAGCCACAGCCUACGCUGGUUAGCCACUCUGGAGGAUUUGUGGUGCUGGAUCAGACCACCGGAGCCGCCAUGAAUGCCUCGCCGCCGUCGCUCUAUGGUGGCGGUGGAGGUCCAAAUGCAGGAAUAAGUGGAGGAGCAGGCGCUUCGGGAGCGGCAGGCUCGAAUGGUGGCCAUCAGCCGGGUGGCGGCGGUGGCGCCCGCUCGCACAUUCCCACUGCCCAGCUGCAUCACAGUGCCGCCGCUGCCGCCGCCGCAGCUGCUGGCAGCCAACAGGCAACGGCGGCGGUGCUGAGCGGCGUGGCCGCUGCUGCCGCCCUCGGCGGCUACAAUCCAAAUGGGGCGUCCGGUGUCUACUUCAAGUAUGGCCAGACGUACUUUGCCCAUCCCUCGGUGGCCUUGCCCAACAGUCGACGAUCUCCGUCGAACGAUAUCCGGCCUCAAAUGGCGCAAGUGGCCGGCAUGUAUCCCACAAUGAUGAUACAAGCGCGUCAUCCGAGUCGCCAUCCGAACCCGAACUACAAAGGUUCGCGUCCGCGGUAAAGCCAGCCGGUAAACCGAUAUAGGAUACCCAAACAAAGCAAAAACUACAUACACAUAACGGCAUACCUAAGAUAAAUAUAAAUAGCAUCCUAAUCUAGUGGAACAUAACGUAGUUGACAACAUAAAACCAGAGAAAGUGGACCGGACAAACGGAUGGAAAUGGAAGAGCAGCGCAGGAGGAGAAUAGAACUCGUCGAGUGCUGGCCGCAGAGUUGUCGGGCACCAUUGGUAGCAGCUGGAGAGGAAGGGGGUGUGUCAGGGACUUAGUCACCAAUUCACCAGAAAACCAAACCAAACUAUCCACACACCAUGAAAACAACUUAAGAGCCGGGGAACGAACAGAGCAAAGCCAUCACUGUUAUCUGUUAUCUUCCGCAGCAAGCGAUUGGAAAGGGGGGAACCGACAAAGCAUAGCAUAUAGCCUCUAUAGUUAAGGAGCAUUGUACGGAUAUAGGUACAAUAACUGAACCGCUACAGAAAGAAAGAAUUAAAUGCUGUAUAUUUUGUGCCAUUACAAAUAGUCUUUAAUAAAACAACAAAAUCGAGUACCCGGAGAAGCAAUAAAUGAUCACACACACACACACACAAACACAACGACACCCCCCAAAAACGGACUUUCGAACUGAACACUUGACGGAUACGUAACUUCCACUCCCCUUCUCAAACGUAACAUAGGAUAUUCAGGUAGACUUUAGUUUCGAGAAGAUAAGUUUCUAGAGAUGGAAUGGAAAACCUCAGUUUGCACGCUAAAGCAAGAGAAUCUCCUGGAAUUCUAGAAUACUAUUUAAACCUCUCACUUACUAUAGAGCUGCUACCAAAAAAAAAAACCAACAGUUGUUUUCCAAAUUUCAAAUAUCGCCUUGCUUUGGUGUGCUUAAUUGAAUGCGUUUUAAUUAUGUUAGAAAUCUCAACCGAAAGCAGAAGCGUUAACAGAAACUCCAUCAACCAAACGACAGACCGGACAGCCUGGCCCUCUGGACCCAAGGAUACCCAAAUCUGCCGCCAGAAUUGGGGCGAGUCUUAUAUCUAAUUUUGUUCGGCAAAAUUCGUGAAAAGCUCUUCGAAACAAGUCUCGACACAGCCACUAAAUCUGUUUAUUUAAGACCUAUAACAUAUACAAUUAAAAUACGUCUAUAAUUUAGCGAGUCAAUUAUUAUUAUUUUGUAAUUUUAAUUAAUGAAAAUUUGUUAAAUUUGAUUUUUGAUUUGAAUUUUUGCCCUAUUACGUUUAUGUUCUUUCGAAAUAGAAUUUCCGUUUAUUUUUCUGUUCCUUAAUGCAAAGAAGCUGCAACUAAAAUUCGUUAUUACUCGUAAGCAAAAUAAAAACAGACAAUGGAGUACGAUCAGUAGAAGAUGGAGAAGUCAAGCAGCUAUACAUUUAUUGUUAAACAAAAUAAUUAGCUUAGCGUGUAACUACAUAUGUAUAUGUACCAUCUAAUAAUAUAUAGGCAAGUGAAAAGAAAAGAAAAGAAAAGAAAAGAAUACAAACAAAAUGCGAAAAUCGAAAAGUAUAAUAAAAAAGAAACCACAUGAUUAGUUAAAGUUAAAACUUGUGUUGCCUCCUCUUUCCGUUUUUACUCUAUUUAUUGACUUUCCACAGCAUCUGGUUAUGAUUUUCCUCAUUUCCGCUUUUGUACAACGAACUAAACAAGCAAUGGCAACUUCUCUCGCCCCGCUCGCUCGGAUCUUCUAGAACUGCAUGUCUAAAUGUACAUAACAAUAAUUUACACAAAUCUGAAACGCGACUACGAGUAUAUACAUAUAUACUAUACAUAUAGCGUGUAAGUAGGUUAGUGCCGGCCAGUCUAGAGUUUUGGAUCUGCCAAAAAACCAACCAGGAUUAUCACCCAAACGGCAACGCUAGUCUCGCUCCAAAGCAAUCGGUCAUCCAUCAUUUUCGAAUCCUGAAGCACUAACAUUAACAUUAUCCAAUAAGUAUGAAUAGCUUUCGACUAAGGUGCGCUAGGAACUCAGCUUGAUACUUGAUACUUGAUAAACUCAUAUAUAUAGCAUUGUAGCCGAUAACACAACACAACAGUACCAAAUAAGUUAGUGAACAAAACUGCUCAAGAUUCGAGUCUACGGCCCGAAUGAUACUUAUAAGCACCGAAUCGUAUUGUACCAGAAAACCACACAGAAAACGCUUUGUUGGCCAGUCCCGCGCCAGAGUAAGGAAAUUAGAAUGGGUCAGGAUCGGAUCAGUAGCUACUGAUCGGAGGUCAGUAUCCUGGAGUAUCGAACAUUUGCUCCUGUUGUGCAUUUCUUUGUUUGUUGCUCUGUUUGUUAAAGAAACCACAAAAAUCGUUGACGACUAAAGAAUGUUGAGAGGGUUAGGUAGAGAAGGUAGAGGGAUAGUUGGGAGAUGGAAAUAUGUGCAAGCGAUGGCAGGACAGGCGCGGAAUAUGUUAUACAAUAUACUAUUAUUAUUAUUACUGCAUCAUGAUAAUUCGCUCUAAUUGGUAAAGGCAACACUAGCUCCACACAGCGACAUCCAAAAACCAGAAAUCACAGCAACCAGCAACUCGAACAACCAAGCAUGCAAUGAGAUAAAGACACUAAAAAAUGGGACGAGGGCGGCGUUUUUACCGACGAGGAUAACUCUAAUGAUAAUGAUGAUGGUAAUGAUAAUUAUUAUUAAC
Drosophila melanogaster (fruit fly) is the source of this 8375-nucleotide messenger RNA. It is a transcript of the gene enc, whose product is annotated as encore. The coding region runs from base 266 to 5737 and encodes 1823 amino acids. Gene Ontology annotation, molecular function: nucleic acid binding. The record is from RefSeq and is marked reviewed. The transcript has 12 exons. NCBI's taxonomy places the organism in Eukaryota, Metazoa, Arthropoda, Insecta, Diptera, Drosophilidae. Gene Ontology annotation, cellular component: cytoplasm.